GGAGAGGAGGAGGAGGAGGAGGAGGAGGGGUGUCGGGCAGCUGCGGCCGAUGCAAGAGGCUCCGGAGGACCUCAGGAGACCCCAGUGGGAAGAGAACCGGGGCGAAAGUGGUCGGCGUCUGCUUCUUUGCCUUCUAGCUGGCCCUCCGAGAGCAUCAUCGGAAUCUGGACGCUGGGACUUGCCUGCCGUCACUCAAAGUCUGGGAGCUUUAAAGAAGACGUGUGUUCCCUAUCUCUUUCUCUCUCUCUCUUUCUCCCUCUCUCCCUCUCUCUUUCUCUGCCUCCCCCCCUGCUCUGUCUCUCUCUCUAAAGCUUUGCCCGAAGCCCUCCUCCUUCUCCUUCUUACCAUCAUGCCAGCCGUGGUCUCCAAGAGCAUCCAUUGAGGUCUCCAGCAGAAGCAUCCGUCUUCUCCGUUCCUCCAUCCCUCGCUUGGCCCUUCCAAGUUGCCUCCAGUUGCUGACCCUUGGCCUCCGACGCCUUUAAGGACACAGGAACGGGGUUCCGAGACCCUCUCGCCCCCUAAGCUGGGAAUCAUGGUCACCUGUGGGCUCCAGGCCUGGGGCCGCUGAAGGGAUGGCAUCGCACCCUUCUGCUCUGCAGAUGGCAAGGCUGCAAAGCCAGAGUUUCUGAAUGGGAUUCAAUUUACUCUUUGCAAGAAGCAGGGCAGAAUUCUUCACCUCUUCCCCUCCUGGCUUAAAGGAAACCAGAAAGCAAUAAUUCAGAGCUGUCUUCAAGAGCCAAAAGGUUUAACCGGAGGAAACUGUGUGGGUGAGGGUUGUGGCGUGCUCUCUCUCUCUCUUUUUUCUUUAAAUCUCCUAAUUUUUUUGUUCCGUCGGAUGUAUCGGAUGCCUCGCCGCCAAUGCCCACGGUCGGUCGCUUGGUCUUGGAGAACAGGAAUGGGACUUGAGAACCUGGUUGGCCUCCCAGAGUGUUGCUGGAAGGACGAGCGAGAAAUCCACGUCGGAUAAAAGUGCGUCCCCCACCAGCUGCUGUGGGUGAAAUGGUGUGCAAUACUUCCGUGCUUCCAGCAACUCCCCGAUGCCCCCUCUGAAGGCUAAGCCUCCUCAUUUUUAAGGAGCUCCCUAAGAUCUCAACGAGACACCUCCAAAGCCUGGCCGGGCUGGGAUUGCUGCAUGAAACCCCUUAGCUGUACGGAUGGAAGUCGAACCGAGCUACCCAUGCCGAAGACUCCUGGUCAGCGGAGGUGGAGAAGACCCUGAGAAAGGAAUCGAGACCCGAGAUCUCCCAGGGAUUCUCCCCAAGAGCCGUGAUGAUGAACUAGCUGGAGGAGAUGCCCUCUCUGUCGGGAAGGAGAACGUGGCAUAGAGACUGGCAAGGAUCACUGGCAUCUCUCCGGAGAGCAGAGCACAAAUAACACACCUUCACCUUUUCUAAGCUCGUGGUCUGUGGCAUUCUCCCCCCCCCCAAAAAAAAAACAGGUCGGUGGACCGAUGGUGAUUCCGAACUUUGGCUACCUAGAUGGGCUGGUGGCCAAGUUGGAGGAGAAGCAUGUGUCUUGGAUUCAUCGUUCCCUCGAUCCCAUUCCCUUCUCUCUGGCUUCGUGGGCCCCUUCCAGUUACCCCAGAGAGAACAAAGGAUAGGAAGUGAGUGCCCUGCUGGGACUUUCUGGGCAGGGGGCAGCGUUAAGAUGUGGAGAUCUCCCCAACCAAGAGAGGCUCUGUGGAGGCACAAUCUGGUCGGGCAACAGCAGAAUGUCCCACGCAACUCUGCCCCAGCUCCCCGGCACCCUGUGAAGAAUGAACAACCGGGAUUCGCAGGAUAGGAAGCCCACUAACAACACAACCGACGGCCCCAACACCGGUGAGAAGGAGCGCAUCCGAGGGCGCAUGAAAAUGGUGAUUGGGCAGCUGGAAGGCAUUCUGCAAGAACUCAAGGAGGUGGCCAAGGAGCUUCGAGAUGUGGUCAGCCAGAUUGACAAGCUGACCGCAGACUUCGAGUUUGAGCUGGAGCCCGACGAUUGGACGACCACCACGGUGAGCAGCACCUCCAGCAGCGAGAAAGGUGGAGGCCUAUUUGACCUUGGGCACCUGGAUUUCAUGACCUCAGACAUCCUUUCUGACAGCUGGGAAUUCUGCUCCUUCCUCGAGGCCUCCACCCCUUCCGAUUCGGGAGAUGGUUCGGAGCAGCAACAGUCACAACCCCAACAGCCGCCGGGGCAUCAACCCGAUUACCAGCUGAUGAACGGCGGCGUGUUGCUCUACAACGGACCCCGGAUUGAAACCCCAGACUCUUCCAGCGAGGAAGCGUUCAGCUCCAUACCAAGUCACAAACCUCACCAUCAGAGGACGCCGGGCACCAGGGAGCGGGUGCGUUUUAGUGACAAAGUCCUCUACCAUGCUUUGUGCUGCGAUGAUGACGAUGAGGAGGCGGACAGCGGGCCCCUUCCGGACGACCCUCCGGAAGAGCCCAACGAGGCAACUCCGAAGGGGGCGUUAGUGGCCAAGACGGCAAUGCGCCGGUCCCCUCACCUUGGUAGCGGCCAACUGCGGAAGGUGACACGCAAUAGCAGCACUCAAACAGUGUCGGACAAAAGUACUCAGACUAUUCUCCCUUAUAUUUCGAACAAGCAGAAAAUCAAUCAGAAGAACUGA
Thamnophis sirtalis is the source of this 2611-nucleotide messenger RNA. RefSeq names its product inhibitory synaptic factor 1 (gene INSYN1). Gene Ontology annotation, cellular component: postsynaptic density. Gene Ontology annotation, biological process: inhibitory postsynaptic potential. The record is from RefSeq and is a predicted model, not a curated record. Lineage: Eukaryota; Metazoa; Chordata; Lepidosauria; Squamata; Natricidae.